AUGCGGGCUUGCCUCUUGGUCAAGUCGGAGGUGCCAAAGAUCAGGACGGUGCAGGAGGUCGCCGACAGGGCGGCCACUGCAGGUUUGGUGCCUUACGGGCUUGCUAACAACGAGGCGGCCUUGUUUAUACAGCACAGCAGCCGUCCGGACUACCGAAAGUUGUUUGCCAUGAUGAAGCGCCACGGAAGUCUCAUCGACCGGCUGUACGCAUUCAGUGACGAGAUGCUCACAGAAGUGUCCACGGGCAAGGCGGUCAUAAUUCAUAUAGAAACCCUUCUGCGAAUUGGGGUGUCCGCAUUCUGCAAGAAUAAACAGGUGGGAGAGUUCUACUUUGCUGAGGAAACAAUAAACACGUGGAGGUUCACCAUCUACAUGAGCGAUAAACUGCCCCAACCUUUGAAACGACGCAUCGACCAGUUGGGGGCCUUUGACAACGUUCGUCACGGCAGCAUCCUGGCAAACCUGAGCACCACGGAUUGCGGGCACAAGACAUUCGCCUACGUCAGAGAUUUCCUCGCGAAGCGUCAGGCCCUCCUUAAGAUCGAGGAUGAGGAAUAUGGCCCAUACACCACGAGCACACGGGGCACUUCCCAAGGAGUGGUCUUGUCUCCAGCCCUUUUCAACAUUGCCAUGAUGCAGCUUCCACAAGAAUUGGCCCAGGUGGAAUGCAUCCAUCACGCACUUUACGCUGAUGACAUAAUUUGGACUACGGAAGGGAGCGUUGGGCAAUUGGAGGACCGCCUCCAGCGAGCCGCCUCCGUCGUCGAUAGCUAUGCUAUCCACUGUGAUCUCCAAUGCGCUCCUGCGAAAUCGGAACUUCUUCACAUCAGAACCAAUCCCAAAGACAACACGAGUUUGCGUCUCUUUCUGAUGGGCGGUCCUAUUAGAGAGGUUGAGGAGAUCUGGAUUCUGCGUCUGGUCAUUCACCACAGACUCAACCCGGAAUCCACUAUCGACAAACUCAAACGCCUAGGCGAACAAGUCGGACGUAUGAUCCACCGCGUUUCCAACAAACUCUGCGGGUUGCGGAGCAGGGACGCCCUUCCGCUCGCCCAUGCCUGCGUCACCAGCAGGAUGCUAUACUCCGUACCCUACCGUCGCACUACAAAGCAACACGAUGAACGCAUCGACGCCAUCAUAAAGAAAGUUACAAAGCGAGCUUUGGACGUUCCGCUGGCUACCUGCAACGCUAAGGUGUUGCCUCUAGGUGUGCUUAACUCCUACCAGGAGUUCAAGGAGGCCAACCUUCUGAAACAAUACACGCGACUCUCUGAGACGGUGUCUGUGCGCCACCUGCUAGACCGCUUGCACAUGCAACACGAGUGCAUUACAGAGGAGACAUGCAGGCUUCCGGAGCUCUGGGUUCCUCCACUCCCGCGCAGCAUGGACACGCAGACCCAUGAAGGCAGACGAAAGGCGCGUGCUCUUGCCCUCGAAUACCAAUAUGAAAAAAAGCAGGGUGUAUACUAUGUUCAUGUGGCAGGGCCGUCGCCCACUGGAUUCUACACGGCUGCCGUAGUUCACCAUGACCAACGACUUAACAGACUUUCCUACCGCUAUUUCAACUCCGCGCAGGCCGAGGAGGUUGCUGGCAGACUAUUGCGAACGCCAUCGCCUUUUCCCGGUCCCUGCUAA
Molecule: messenger RNA, 1635 nt
Organism: Dermacentor albipictus
Lineage: Eukaryota; Metazoa; Arthropoda; Arachnida; Ixodida; Ixodidae
Source: RefSeq, a predicted model, not a curated record